Metopolophium dirhodum (rose-grain aphid) is the source of this 364-nucleotide messenger RNA. RefSeq lists its product as uncharacterized. The coding region runs from base 1 to 321 and encodes 106 amino acids. The record is from RefSeq and is a predicted model, not a curated record. The transcript is spliced from 4 exons. NCBI's taxonomy places the organism in Eukaryota, Metazoa, Arthropoda, Insecta, Hemiptera, Aphididae.
AUGGAAUGGUGUGAACGGUUCCCAGUGGUGCGGCCAAAAGAAAAGAAACUUCAACAAACACAACAUCUUUUGAAAACAAAUACAAAAAUUAAGAAUUAUUUUGAAUGCAACCAACAUGUUAAUGUGUUUUACUUAGAUGUUAAAAAUGAAGACAACCAAGACAAAAUGAUUGCUGGUAAAUCUACUGAAUCGUGUACAAUAGAAAUGCAUUCAACUAGUACUCAGGAUGUUAACAAUGAAGACAACCAAGACAAAAUUAUUGCUGGUAAAUCAACUGGAUCGUGUACAAUAGAAAUGCAUUCAACUAGUACUCAGGGUUAGUAUAAUUUUAGUCAAUCAUUUUUAUUCAUUAAAAGAAAAUAGC